AUUAACACCAGGAUGUACCUUCAAUUGCUGGUUAUCAUGGCAUUUUUCGGCAUCAGUUCUGCUUGUGUGUGCCCUAACAUCACCGAGGAUGAGAAGUUCUGUACAGGAAACUUCGCCGCAAGCAUCUACGUCAAGGGAGGAUGUCAGGAUUUGUUCAAACCUGAAAGAAUUUACGACAUUGAAAUAAUCAAGAAAUUGAGAGGACCCUCAAACAUCCGAAGAGCUCACCAUCUGAAAACUGCCACACACAGUUGUGGGGCUACCUUGCAACCAAACAAGUACUACGUUAUUUCGGGUCACUUAGCGGGCGGCCGACUGUUGGAGUCAGACUUCUGUAAAUUAAAGAUAGAGUAUGACAACAAGAUGGAAGCCGAUAAGUAUGAAGUGCCUACCUGCCGUUGAAGACUGGAUGAUUUCGACAAAAAAAUCUAACUGUAUUGCAUAACUUAAUAUCUU
Dreissena polymorpha is the source of this 456-nucleotide messenger RNA. RefSeq lists its product as uncharacterized. Bases 13 to 402 code for a protein of 129 amino acids. NCBI's taxonomy places the organism in Eukaryota, Metazoa, Mollusca, Bivalvia, Myida, Dreissenidae. The transcript has 4 exons. The record is from RefSeq and is a predicted model, not a curated record. Gene Ontology annotation, molecular function: metalloendopeptidase inhibitor activity.